Messenger RNA from Echinops telfairi (small Madagascar hedgehog), 958 nucleotides. RefSeq names its product serine/Arginine-related protein 53-like. The transcript is spliced from 4 exons. The record is from RefSeq and is a predicted model, not a curated record. Gene Ontology annotation, biological process: alternative mRNA splicing, via spliceosome. The coding region runs from base 1 to 597 and encodes 198 amino acids. Gene Ontology annotation, cellular component: nucleus; cytoplasm. NCBI's taxonomy places the organism in Eukaryota, Metazoa, Chordata, Mammalia, Afrosoricida, Tenrecidae.
AUGCAAAGGCCAUUUGAGGUCGUCUGCAUCGUGAAGCAUCCAUGGAAACUAAUGGGACCUGCGAUCCCUGAGCCUCUGGAGCAGGGUAACCAUGUGUCCGCCGCGCACAGAGCCCCACUCAGCUGCAGCCUUCACCGAGCCAGAGUGGACCCUGGUGUUAGCUGGCAAGAAAGAACAUCGCUUCAGUACAGUGUUGUUAACAAGCUUACCUCAAAAUAUACUGACUUUUUGCCUUCUUUUUUAGAUCAAACCACCCUGGUAGAACAAGUGAAAAGAGUCAAAGAAAUUGAAGCUAUUGAAAGUGAUUCUUUUGUUCAGCAAACAUUCAGAUCAAGUAAAGAAGUCAAAAAGGCAGCAGAACCAAUUGAAGUGAAGUUUCCAACGGCAGCAUCCGGACCGGCUUCCGUGGCGGCCGAGCCGCCCAGUGCUGAGAAGGAAGUAGACCCUGGCAACAUCCCGACUGCCAUCAAGUACCAAGACGACAAUUCUCUUGCCCAUCCAAAUUUAUUUAUUGAGAAAGCAGAAGCUGAGGAUAAAUGGUUCAAGAGAUUAAUCAGUCUCCGACAAGAAAGGCUAAUGGGCAGUCCUGUCGCCUAAGGAGCAUGCAUAUGUUGGAAUGGAUAGUAACAUUAAAAGUCUAGGUUUUUAAAUCCCCCAACAUUAACUUUUUGCUCUUAAAAAUAAUUUAGCUAAUUACAUAAAAAAUCAAUCCCAUUUAAUUAUUUUCCCAUUUAGGCAGGCUUGAAUAUGUAUUGCUUUGAACAACAGCCUAUAAAAAUGAGAUGUCAUUGAUCUUGUAUUAAAAUCAUUUUUAAAAUCUUUGUUCACCUUUUUAAAAAUGUUUAGGUACAAUAAUAAACUAGAUAUUCAAACAAUGAGCAUGUUAAAGCUUAAAAUGAUAAUAACAUUUAUUUUAAAGCUUCCCCCCAAAUUAAGUAAAUUGGUGGUUUUGCUUACA